Eurytemora carolleeae is the source of this 1705-nucleotide messenger RNA. RefSeq names its product AP-4 complex subunit beta-1-like. Lineage: Eukaryota; Metazoa; Arthropoda; Copepoda; Calanoida; Temoridae. Gene Ontology annotation, cellular component: membrane coat. The record is from RefSeq and is a predicted model, not a curated record. Gene Ontology annotation, biological process: vesicle-mediated transport; intracellular protein transport. The coding region runs from base 62 to 1624 and encodes 520 amino acids. The transcript has 9 exons.
ACAAAGCCCGAUUUACAACGACCAAGAUCAUUUUGCUUAAUUCACUUCUACAAGAGAUAGGAUGAAUUCAGCAAUCCUAGCUGAGUUGCUGAAGACAGAAACACUUCAGGAUUCAGAGAGAACGCUUAAACUUUUAGACCAGGUAGAUGAGCUUGUAUCUAGAAAUUGUAUGGGACUAGAGGAAUGUGUUCCUUUAGUCAAACUAACUGCUACUAACAAUUGUCAGAUAAAGGGAGUUGUGUGGGAUUUGAUGGUCCGAGUAUCAGCCGAGGUUCCGGAUAUACAACUCAUGUUUAUCUCUUCAUUAAACAAGGAUACAGUUGAUCCUAAUCCCGGAGUUCGAAGUAUAGCAAUCUCUACUCUCUGUUCAAUACCAGGGUUGGAAUUGUACACAGUCAACCCCAUUAUUGCAGGACUAGAGGAUUCUGCUCCAACUGUACGGAUAUCAGCAGUUACUGGUAUUGGAAAACUUUACAAUCAUGCUAAACAUACUGUACAGGAAAACGGAUUGAUAGAUAAACUGUAUUCUAUGAUACGAGAUCAGGAUCCAACUGUUGUCACUUUCUCACUUCAAACCCUUAACUAUAUUUUAGCACAGGAGGGAGGGUUGGUGAUGCCUAGAAGUAUGGUGACCUACCUUCUCUCCCGUAUACCCGGAUACCCGGAGAGAGAGUUCUGCUGUGUUCUAGAGUACCUUGAUAAAUCAUCCAGUGAAUUGGAGAACGUUAUUGAAAUACUGAACUCCCUAGAUGGAUACUUGGACAACAAGAACGGAAGCGUGGUCCUUGCUGUGUCCAGGCUCUUCGUCAAGAUCGUCCUUGAUCACCCAAACCUUCAGUCCAGCCUCGUCCAACGACUUUGCCCGAUUCUCGAGAAAUUGAUAAAAUCAGCUAAACGAGAAUUCCAGUCAGACCUGCUCGACUUUGCGCUUUCUCUUGACAAACAAUAUUUUGCGCAUUUUUCCAAACAAGACAAAUUUAUUUUACUGAAACCAAAGGAAAGCGAGGACUUAAAGGAGAAGAAAAUAAGGUUCAUUUGUCGAACAGCGAGGAAAGAGAAUUGUAUAGAGAUCAUGAACUACUUGUUAAACCUAGUCCCGAUGCCGGAGUCCCUAAAUAAAACCGUGCUCAGCUCAGUGUGCACCAUUGCAGCCCUGGAUGAAAGCGCACACGAGAAUUGUAUUAGAAAUAUGCGCUUGCUCGUGAAGACUGAUAGAAAGAUGUAUUUAAACUAUAUUCUAGAAAGUGAUCUAAGAUUAGAAAAUCUGCAAGAAAAUCAUUACGAAACGGUUGAGGCCUUAGUGCAGACUUUGCUAGACCAAUUUCAACCUGACACAGACUGCAGUACAGUACUAUCAUCUGUUCUGUACAUACUAGAGAACUUUGGAAAGAUGUACAAGAUGUCCCCCUAUGUACUCCAAGAAAUAUUUGAAUCAGACAGAUCUUCAUGGACCGAAGAUAUGUACUCUGAUGCAUUGGCCGCCGGUUUUUCACUUUUCAGCCAUUUCCCAGCGGCCAUGCAGCCCAUUUUAUCAAACAUACUGCAUACAACUUAUAAAGUUAAAAAUCAUAACUUGCAUUGCAAGGUGAUAACCUAUUAUAGAUUAUUGAAACUAAUGGUGUAGCUAGAAUUUAAAUGCCAUAAACUGACUGUGAUAGAUAAUUUGUACAAAUAUUAGCCUAAAAUGUUUUUAUAUUUUUUCAAU